Messenger RNA from Bactrocera latifrons, 2910 nucleotides. RefSeq names its product rab3 GTPase-activating protein catalytic subunit (gene Rab3GAP1). Gene Ontology annotation, molecular function: GTPase activator activity. The transcript has 8 exons. Gene Ontology annotation, biological process: positive regulation of GTPase activity. Bases 130 to 2853 code for a protein of 907 amino acids. The record is from RefSeq and is a predicted model, not a curated record. NCBI's taxonomy places the organism in Eukaryota, Metazoa, Arthropoda, Insecta, Diptera, Tephritidae.
CAUUGUAUUCAACACAUCAAAGAUAAUUUUUCUACAAUUUUUUCAUUUGUUUUCAAUCYUUGAUCUUGUGUUGAUGAAAAGCAGAGGGAAUAUUUGUUAUUAUAGUUGGUUGAUGCAAAACAUCCUGAAAUGGCUGAGGAAAUAGAUGAUAGUGGCUUUUAUAGACAGGAUUUUAGUACAGUAUCCAACUGGGAGAUUUUUAAUGCUCAGUUAGGAGAUGUUAUUCAAAAAUUAAAUGCAAUUGAAAUUGAUGCUACCAUCGGGAGUGAUACCUACCAACUUAACUAUAAAGUAUACACAGAAACUUUUUUAGUAUAUAAAGCUAAAAUUUGUGUAAGUUUUUAUUAUUCCACAAACUCUGAACAUCGAGAGAGGAAUUCCAAAGACGACAACACGUAUAACUCUAUGUACUGCGACCUUAUGAAUAUUAGGCGAACUUUUGGUCCACCGUUAAAAACUUCCAAUUGUAAAUGUUUACAUGUAAUAUCUAGUUUAUUUGGAUUGCAACGAUUUGCGGUUAUCCAUCCACAUCAGUCAAAUCAAAAAUAUAUAACUAAUCCUUCGGAAUUUUGUUUUUUUCUCAGUGCUGCGACGGUUGUGGCUUCGGAAUAUAACACAGUGCCAAUAUUUGUUCAAAUUUAUCAACCAAAAUUAAACAUGUUUUUAGGAGUUGGAAUGAAUGCUACGCUACGAACUAAUUUUGAUAUUGUCGUCCUUAAACAGUCUCCUGGCGAGUGCCGUUACUUAUCUGGAUUACUACAAAUAUUCAAAGAAAAACUUCCGUUUAGUAAUGUGCAACCCAUUUCAUUAUCAGUGCGAAAUAUAUAUGCGCUGGAAACUAUACGGUUUCGUUAUCCAAUGAAUGUCCCAUUUCUUAAACGUUUUGAUGUAAAUGGUGAAGACGGAAUUGGAGAUAAAUACAAAAGUUGGGAUAAAUAUAUAGCACUACCAUGUGGUUAUUUCCCCGAUUCAGGUACAGAUGUAUACCUYGUUUACAGUUGGGUAGGAAUUUCGGAAAUUUUUGCAAUAGACUCGCCACUGCAUACUGACUUUAUACCAUCGAAAGCGCAUAUUUGUAAUAUGUACCAAACAGCUAAUGUGGAUUCCUAUUUGACGAGUUGUUUACGAGAUUUUUUAAAGUUAUAUAAUAGUAAAGAAGCCUUAGAAACAUUUGUAGGCCGUAAUGUUACUGAUUCUUCUGAUGGUGUCAAUAUGGCGGAUGCACGAUAUCACUUGACAAACCCUUCAAUUAGACAAAUUCGAUCAGACAAUAAAUUAAAUAYCAAGGAAGGUUAUCAGAGUUUAAAGAAAAUUGCUGGACCAUUAAAUGAAUCUGAACUAAAGUCUUUUAUAGCAUUUAUGUUCCCGGAUUUAUAUCCAGAUAACGAAAAUUAUUGUUAUAUAAAUGAUAUGGCGGCACGAAAUAUUGAGGAUAAUCCUCGUCGGAUAAAAUCAUCUCCAUUCAACUCUUUAUCCAGCCGUGUUAGCUGCGCACUAGUUACUUGUAAUGCUCACUUUGGUGGGAAAAAUGGACUUGCUCAGCUUUGGAUUGCAUUUAUUAGGGAGCUCCGAUUUAUAUGGAAUUGUAGACUUUCUAUUCAAGGGUUUUGUUUGGCGCCCUAUCGAAGAAUUUCUGGAGGGUUUCCUGAUACGCGUACUUGUCUGUUAAACCAAAAACUGCAAAUGCUUAACUAUUGCAUUGAGCGUUCCAAAUGCCGAAAGUAUGAAAGCAAAAAGUAUUUAAGCGACGUCGGCAGUAAUAUUGAUCCUGAGGGGAUAGUGGGUACAAACUUCAAAGAAGUUUCUGAUGAAACAGGCAAUGAAACUGAAGAUGAGUUCUUUGAUUGUACAGAAUAUGUUCCAGAAGGGCGCGCAAUGAGAUUGGGAGRUGAAAAUAUAUUGGAUAGUGACGAACCUUUGUACAUUCCUAUAACACAAGAUCCUGUACCAAAAACAGAGGACGAAUUGCAAGCCGAUGCAGAGGCUAUGCUGAAACUGGGUUCAGGUUUCAAAAUUCAAAUGAUGUCCUUUUCCUUACUCUCUGAUAUGGAGGCGUUUAAAGCAGCGAAUCCAAAGGGAAAAAUGGAGGAUUUCAUACGUUGGUAUAGUCCGAAGGAUUGGGAAAAAGAUGAGUUCGGAGUGGGACAAUUGAGCGCGCGCAUGCGAAUUCCUGGCAAUACUUGGCAAACAGUGUGGAAACAGGCCCAACCGGUUGCAGCUAACAAACAGAAACGUUUAUUUGAUGAAACAACGGAAGCGCUAAAGGUUUUAUCCUAUUUAGAAACUAGAAAUAUAGCUGAAAUAUAUGAUAUGGUAAUAAUAACGGUACUGCAUUCAGCGAUAAUAAAGUUUAAGGGUAUUUUAGAAACUGAGAAAAUAUUAGACCUUUUCGAGUAUAAAAUUGAAGCAUUACUUAAUGAUUUGUGUCACAUAUCACGCGCUGAUGACACASAGGUUUUUGAUAUUCAACAAACGAAAUCAAAAAUGGAAGGUCUAAUUAAGAGACUUGAGGAAUAUGAAGUUCAGUUCUACCAAUAUAAAUGCUUUGAACAACUAACAGGGUAUCCAGAUAAUAUAACCUUCGAAGAAAUUAAGUGCAAAUUUAAAGAAAUGAUUGAAAAUCAAAACAGUUGCAGCAUAAAUAAUGCAGAGGACAUUGGUAAACAUAUUAUCACAUCCUAUGGCAGUGAAUUGCACAGCAAUUUGGUAACGAAAGAAUAUGUUUUGCGAGUGCGAGCGAAUGAACURGCAGGACCACAUUUCUUACGGGCUGUUGUAACAGGCGAAGAAGUACGUUUAUGCGGCGCCUUUACCGAGAACACCACACUUAUUAAAGGAUAUACUUUUGAUUAAAAAUAUAUGUAUUUGAAUUUGUCACAGUGUGAAAUAAAUAAUUCCGAUGUUAAGCAA